Molecule: messenger RNA, 2144 nt
Organism: Boeremia exigua
Lineage: Eukaryota; Fungi; Ascomycota; Dothideomycetes; Pleosporales; Didymellaceae
Product: beta-lactamase/transpeptidase-like protein
Exons: 2
Coding region: 295-1989 (564 amino acids)
Source: RefSeq, a predicted model, not a curated record
AGGAUAUACACUGGCCAAGCUUUCAGGCAUUCUGAUGAGUGGCACUGUUGAUUCUUUGACAAUAUCGCUCGGAUAGUAUAGCAGCCACUCAUGAGUACUUGCGAUGUGGUUAAGAGAGGCUCUCAGCCUCGUUCGGGCUUCCACACGUCAUCUCAUGCCCGCAUUAGGCACCCCGCUAGUUUGUACCUCAUGCGACUGGUGAGGCCAGUGUCUCGACUUUUGGUAUAUAAGCACGUCGACUUGAGUGCACUGGGGCUUCUAUAGCACAACUAUCAUUCCCUUCUUUCUUACACUAUGCGUCUUUCAUCGCGAGGCUUCCUCCUCCACGCUCUCGGAACAGCUGCCGCACAGAAUCUAUCCCCCUCAGACGCCUGUCCCCUCCUUGGUCCAGCCCUCUACAAAGACUUCGAUCUUAUCAACUCCACAGUCUUCAAAAACGCCACAGCCAUCUUCCCUAGCGUGAUCGAGGCCCUCUUCAACUCUACCGCCGUCAACCCCUCCACCUCCUCCUUCGUAGUAGACGUCUACUCCACCUAUACCAACGAAUCACUCUACACCUACACCCACCGCGCCACAGCACCGACACGCAACGAAUCUUUCCCGGCUGAGAUAAACGAUGAGACCAUUUUCCGCGUCGGCAGUGUCUCGAAAUUGUACACCGUAUACGCGAUUCUCGCGCACGCCAAAAACCUUGAUGUUUUCGACCUGCCCGUCACAAAUUUCCUUCCCGAACUGGCAGGCAAUGACUCAGGAAACUUGACACAUCCCACUAUCGUCUGGGAACACGUCACUCUCGGCGCCCUUGCCUCGCACCAAGCAGGCGUAGGUGGCUUUCCGAACGUCUCCGUUGCGUGCGACCCAGCGUCUUCAGAUGAAGCAAGCCGCUGCUCGAUCCCGCUAUUUAUCGAACAGAUGAAGGAGGGCAAGCGCCCUACGCAGCCGGUUUUUGCGUCGGCACAGUAUUCAGAUGGUGGGUUUGGUGUGCUGGGGAGAGUGUUGGAGAGGAUGACGAAUUUGACGUACCACGAGGCAGUGCAGGAGCUACUUGCAAAGCCAUUGGGCUUGCAAGGAACGGGGACUCUGGUACCGAAGGAUGAGGGUGUGAAUGCCAUCGCCUUGAAUGUGGGAAUGCCGAAUUCGAGCUGGGGGUGGGAUAACCAGGUCAUUGCGCCGUCUGGCGGGAUAUAUUCCAGUGCUGCCGACUUCCGUGCCACGGGUCUUUCGAUCCUACACUCGCAACUCCUCAGCCCAGAAGUUACAGGCGCCUGGAUGAAACCGCACGCACACACUUCAUCCCUCCUUUCGAGCGUCGGUGCGCCCUGGGAAAUUAACCGUCUCACGCUACCCAUCACGCUGGGAAGUAAGAAGACCCGCGUGUCAGAUCUGUACACCAAAGCUGGCGGCCAGCCGGGGUACACAGCGCUCUUCAUGCUGUCUCCCGAUCACGGGCUCGGCAUUUCUGUCCUCAUAGCUGGUGAAUCCGCGCUUGGCGAUCGCUGGCCGCUGCGUGCUGCUGCUGCGGAAGUGUUUGUCGCUGCUGCCGAACACGCGGAGAAGGUUUAUGCAGAGGAGAAUUUCACUGGUUUGUUUGUCGACCCUACGGAUGACUCGUCAAAUGCGACGCUCGUCAGCCGCGCGGAUGAGCCCGGACUAACAGUUGAUAUGCUAUUCGGUGCGGGUGUGGACUUGAAGCCCAGCCCACUGGGUUUGUCGCCAGGAGUUGAUGUACUAUUCCAGAUUUAUCCAACGGGGAUUGAGUUCCCUUCUGAUGGAAUGAGUAAGUCGCUGCAGUACAGAGGCGUGGUCUGGCCGUUGCCGGUGGCGAAGCGCACGGGGCUGUUUGAUGAUCAGUGUAUCUCUUGGUUGAGUGUUGCGGGUGUCGAAGAUGCGCAGCGGCAGUAUAACGAUGAGCUCAUCUUGACUGUCAAAGAUGGCAGGCUACAGUCCAUCUAUAUUCCUAUUCUUGCAAAGAGCUUGAUCCGGGUUUAAUUAGGGGAGAAUCAGAGAAGUGUUCGAGUGUACUGAGUCGAAAUCUAAUGGCCUCCAAUCCUCCCCUCCAGCUUCGAUUUCUUAUCAGCUACACCAACUGAAGAAAGGGACCGUGUCAAGACUGGUGAAUCGUGUAUGGAGGCCCAGUAUAUGUU